AUGGAACAGUUUUCUUUUUUGACGAUCGCGUAUUUGGUAUUUCAAUCUGUAUUGCAAGUUAUUAUAAUCUCAUUUGCAGGUUUCUGGAGUGCUUAUUCUGGGCUACUUCCAAAGAGUGCUCAAAAAGUAGUCUCAAAAUUAAACGUAGAUCUAUUUACUCCAUGUCUGAUCUUCAGCAAAUUGGCAAGAUCGUUGUCUGUUGCCAAAGCUAUUGAAAUAUCCAUCAUUCCUUUAUUCUUCAUUUUAACAACAUUUAUUUCAUAUUUUUCAGGAAGUAUAGUUGCUAAGUUUUUGAGAUUAAAUAAAAAUGAAUCAAAUUUUAUUAUUGGUAAUUCAAUCUUUGGUAAUAGUAACUCAUUGCCUGUUUCUUUAACCGUUUCAUUAGCCUAUACAUUACCUGAUUUAACUUGGGAUCAAAUCCAAGAUGAUACAAGAGAUAAUGUUGCUUCAAGAGGUUUAUUAUAUUUAUUAAUUUUCCAACAAUUUGGUCAAAUGUUACGUUGGAGUUGGGGCUAUAAUACUUUAUUAAGAUGGACUGAUGGUAUUAAUCCAAAUAGACAUCCAUCCAUUUUAUCACAAUCUCAAUUAGAAGAACAAAAUUUGCCAACUUCUACUUCAAGAGGAAGUAGGAAAUCUAACUUUAUUUCCACAAUUCAAAGAGUAGAAGAUCCACAGGAAUCAUUAUCUGUGGAAUAUUACGGUGAAGAAGAACCACAAGAUUUACCACAGAAUCCUGUUCAAUUAUCAUCUGAUCAACAAGUUAUUCAAGAAUCUAAGUGGCAAAAAUUUAUCAGUAGAUUACGUCAACAAUUGAAUCCUCCUUUAUACUCAAUGAUUAUAUCUGUAUUUGUUGCAUCUGUGACGCCGAUACAAAGAGAAUUAUUUAUAGAAGAUGGAUUUAUUAAUAAUACUCUUGCUGAGGCUGUCGAUCAAUUAGGUUCAGUGUCGAUCCCUUUAAUAUUAAUUGUUUUGGGAUCAAAUCUUUACCCAUCUCCUCCCAAAGGAGAAAAUGAUAUCACUGACGAUAAUUAUGUUAUAAGACGUUCACAGAAUCAUAAUAAAUUAGUUUUUGGUUCUAUUGUUGGUAGAAUGAUCUUACCUUCAAUUUUUUUAUUACCAAUCAUUACAUUAUUAGUAAAAUAUAUUAAUACAAGUAUUUUAGAUGAUCCAAUUUUCUUAGUAGUUGGAUUUUUAUUGACAGUUUCUCCACCUGCUAUUCAAUUAACACAAAUUACGCAAUUAAAUGAAUUUUUUGAAGCUGAAAUGGCAACUAUUUUAUUUUGGGGGUACGUUGUUUUAAGUUUACCUGUUAGUAUUGUUGUAGUGUCAGGAGCAAUCUCUGUUUUACAAUGGGCAAAUCCUCAGCAUUGA
Molecule: messenger RNA, 1371 nt
Organism: Henningerozyma blattae CBS 6284
Lineage: Eukaryota; Fungi; Ascomycota; Saccharomycetes; Saccharomycetales; Saccharomycetaceae
Exons: 1
Coding region: 1-1371 (456 amino acids)
Biological process (GO): transmembrane transport
Cellular component (GO): endoplasmic reticulum; membrane
Source: RefSeq, a predicted model, not a curated record